This is a messenger RNA of Letharia columbiana, 2067 nucleotides long. RefSeq lists its product as uncharacterized. Gene Ontology annotation, cellular component: site of double-strand break. The transcript is spliced from 2 exons. Lineage: Eukaryota; Fungi; Ascomycota; Lecanoromycetes; Lecanorales; Parmeliaceae. The coding region runs from base 1 to 2067 and encodes 688 amino acids. The record is from RefSeq and is a predicted model, not a curated record.
AUGUCCGACUUUGAAGUAGAAGUCCAGCACGAGGCGCCGCUGCCAAGUCAAAUGACCCUUCCAGUCGCCCGAAAUGGCAGCGGCGAACCGGGCAACGAGAACAUCGGGUUGGAAAUACUGGAAUUCCCACCGGAAAAACUCAAGAAACGCAGACCUUGGUCCGCUCAAGGUUUUAAGUCAAUCCUAUCUCCAUCUCCAUUAUUUAUCGACUCUCGGCGGGCCUCCAAGGAUGACCUCAGCGUUGCAUCCGGUCCCGUCACCCCCAAACGACCCAGUGUCGUCCCUCGUGGUCUGAGUCUGCAGAUGCCACCCAGAGAUAUCAGCAGCACAAGUACAGCAAAUUUGACCAAGCGCGUCCCCGUCUCGCCCAAACCAGAAACAGCAGCAGCGUCAUACCCUUCACCUUCCUCUGUGCUACCCAGGAGAUCGCGGGGAAUGGACUUUUCAAGAGCUGCGACAAACCUGCAUCAUUCCACACUGGCCGAGUCGUCUCCAGAAUCUUCUCCCAUUGUUGGGUCUCGAGGCAGCAUGAUUCCGCGGAAAGGCCUUUUUAGCCCACCAAGCAACCCUAGUGUUCCAGAAUCACCAAAUAGCGUACCAAACUCGCUUUGGUCUACGACGGCAACCGCGGAAAAAACCGCGCUGUCAAGUUCUGUGGGAAGUUCUAGUAUGAUGGAGUACGAUUCAGGCAGUACAUCCUCAGAUGGAGAUGAAGUGAUGGACAACGGAGAAGACGAUGAUACUAUUCACAUGACACCACACAUCAAUCAGCUCGGAAAUGGAUUUGGCAAUCCCUUCGGCUCAGUCGCAUCAAGCCCUGGUGGAGACGGGAUCGGUGCAUUCUCUCCCGCAGCUACAAAAUUGAUGAGCUACCAAAGACAUCGGGUAAAGUCGCGGAGAAAAAGGAUGAGCUCAAGUAGUGCCAGUGGACAAAGCUCCUUGCAUAGCCCAGGGCCGUCCUCACCUCCUCUGCUGAGAAGCAUUGAGAGCAGUCUGAGCAUGAAUGGAGGAUACUUUCUCGAGGAUCCAUCAAAGAAAGAGAUUAUUUCAAGACGAGAAAGCCUCAGUCUCGGCACCAAUGACAUGCAACUGUCUGAUGCGGAGCAAAGUGAUGGUGAGGGGCUUUUUCGGAUGCAUUCACAUGAGGAGGUGCCGAUCCCAACACCAGUGACACCAACUAUGGAUGAUCGGAGGAAUGUCAUUCGAAGGGCAGUGACACGAAGGGGGAAUAUGCUGCCGAAACCCAAGGGCUUUGCACGCAUCCGAGCUGCGCUUCUUGAAGAAGGAGCGCCCAUCGACAGUGAGGUCCGCAGAGAAGCCGAAGUGAUUCGACAGGUUCGGGAGAGUGAUGCCGAUAGCGAUAUUAAUCUCCACCCUUCGCAACCAACUACGACAGCGUCGUCGCCAAAUCUGACUGCCACAGCCGGUCCACUGGAUAGUCUGGAGAACAUCUCUGAGGAUCCGUCAAUGAACGGCGACGAUAAUUGCAGUCGACGCUCCUCAAGUGCAUUCUCACAUCAAGCUAUCAGGCAUUCCGGAGGUUCAACCUUCUGGAAUAACUUUGACGAGCGAAUGCGAACACCUCCACCGCAGAUCAUACCGAGAGAGAGCUCUUCAGGAAUGAGUGACGACAUGAACAUGGACACUCCGGUUGGGUCUCUGCAGUCUUCAAUCCCACACCAAACAACUGCAAGGCCAUCCGUCUCACAGGAGUCGCUGGCAUCUACAACCCAGACUACCGUUUUCGAGAUGCCGAAAAAAGGCAACAACAAGCGCAUGCGGGACGACGAUUUCGAUCCGAACUACUUCAAACGUCGCGCGGUCUCGCCAGGGUUGAGCCUGCAGAACAGUCCAAUUCUUCCCCAGUCGCCUUUACAGCGCGAUGGCGGCUGGUGGGGCACCCCGAAGAGCAAUCGGGAGGUGCCUAGCGUCCACGUUUCUGGGGACAGGGUGAGCAGUACAGGGAGCAACGGCAGCAUGAACGGGCCUGGAGGUCCCUCGAAGCGGGUCGGAUUACAGGGUAUGACUGACACUCACGACGGCUUGAUGAACAUGAGCAUUGAGUGA